CCUUUUCGUCCACUUUCUCUGAUGUCAUCGAACUGCACCCUGAAUGACUUCACAUCCGCGUACAGCUUCCGGCAUACCCAUGUGUUUACCCAAAAAUAUGGACAUUAUUGUAACGUAUAACGUGUAACAUUGUAAACUCAGUAAUUGUUUACUUUCUAUUCAAAGUAUGGGGAAGCUGAAUGUGGUGGUGUUGAGAUAUCUGUCCCGGGAUGACUUCCGGGUCCUUACGGCGGUUGAGAUGGGAAUGAAGAACCAUGAGAUUGUUCCUGUGAGCCUCCUCUCUUCGAUUGCCAGCCUCAAACAUGGCGGCUGCAACAAGAUCCUUCGAGAGCUCGUCAAACAUAAACUUGUGGCCUACGAACGCACCAAGACUGUGCAGGGCUACAGGUUGAUUUAUGGAGGAUAUGACUACCUAGCCUUGAAGACCUUGUCCUCCAGAGAUGUGAUCACUUCAAUCGGAAAUCAGAUCGGAGUAGGGAAAGAAUCAGAUAUUUAUAUUGUGGCGAGUCCAGAUGGGGAACAGUAUGCCCUGAAGCUUCACAGAUUGGGUCGUACCUGCUUCAAGAACCUAAAGAAUAAGAGAGAUUACCACAAGCACAGGAAGAACAUGUCUUGGCUCUAUCUCUCUCGCCUCUCUGCCAUGAAAGAGUUUGCCUAUAUGAAGGCACUUUACGACAGAGGCUUCCCUGUGCCAAAGCCUGUGGACUAUAACAGACAUGCAGUAGUGAUGGAGCUCAUCAAUGGAUAUCCACUGUGUCAGGUGCACGAACUGCAAGAUGCGGCGGCCUUGUACAGCGAGUUCAUGGAGCUCAUCAUCAAACUGGCCAAUCACGGCCUGAUUCAUGGAGAUUUUAAUGAGUUCAAUCUGAUGCUCGAUGACCAGGACCACAUUACUAUGAUUGACUUCCCUCAGAUGGUGUCCACCUCUCACGCUAAUGCUGAAUGGUAUUUUGACCGUGAUGUGAAAUGCAUAAGAGACUUCUUUGCCAAACGAUAUCAUUACGAGAGCGAGCUCUUCCCAACCUUCAAAGAUAUCAGACGCUCAUGUUCUCUGGAUGUUGAGGUCUCAGCAAGUGGCUUCACCAAAGAUCUGGAAGAAGAUGCUGCAUUUCUACAACCGACUGGACCUGAGGGAGAGAAUGAUGAUGAGGAGGAUAGCAACGAAGAGGAGACCUUUGAAGAAGUAGAACAAAAAGAACAGAGUGUGGAUGUAACAGAAUACAAUAAUGCAGUGCUGGAACUUGAAGGCUUGAAAGUUAGCAAUACAAAAACUGACAUACAGGAGGAGGAAGAGGAAGAGAGUGAAACAGCAGAAAAAGAGGUUGAAAACAGUAAAGACAAUGAGGACAUGGCUGUUGAAGUGAGAACCAAUGACAAGACUGUGAAUGAUUUGGGGGAAGAUAACUUUCCAGAACUAUCUGAACUUUCUUCAUCCAACAAGGAGUUCAAACCUUUCAGAGACUCGGACAGCCUUCUACACAUGGCCGAGCACAGGAGGAGGAGGACAGACAGUGAGGCUACAAUGGGCAGCACAGGCAGCUGCUCCUCCAUCCCACCAGAGGUUGUUCGUCAGAAGGUGCGGAGGCAGCUCACCAAACAACAGAAGUCGGCACUGAGAAGACGUCUGCAGAAGGGAGAGGCCAACUUGGUGACGCAGUCCAGGAGAGAGAAUGAAAACAACAUCAAGUCUAGCCUAGAGACCGCCAGCUUUUGGGGGUGAUUCGGUCAACUGGUACUCUGCCGUCGUCCGGAUCCGGAAAGUAUUCAGAAUGCUUCACUUUUUCCAUAUUUUGUUAUGUUACAGCCUUAUUCCAAAAUGAAAUACAUUCAUUUUGUCCUCAGAAUUUUACAGACAAUACCCCACAAUGACAGUUUAAAAGUUGUUGGGUUUUUUUUCAAAUUUAUUAAAUGUAUUAAAAAAAAAAAAAUCACAUGUAGAUAAGUAUUCACUGCAUUUGUGCAAUACUUCGUUGAUGCACCUUUGACAGCAAUUCCAGCCUCAAGACUUUUUGAAUACGAUGUCACAUGCUCGGCACAGAUAUCUUUGGGCAGUUUCGCCCUUUCGUCUUUGCAGCACCAAGCUCCAUCAGAUUGAAUGUGAAGAGCUGGUGUUUAUCCAGGAUGUCUCUGUACAUUGCAGUGUUCAGACUUGAGGCUGUAAUGGCUGCCAAAGAUGCAUCAACAAAGUAUUGAGAAAAGGCUGUGAAUAAUUAUGUACAUGUGACUUUUUUUUUUAUAAAAAUUUGCAAGCAUUUUUUAAAUAAAGAAUUUCACAUUGUCAUUAUGGGGUAUUGUGUUCAGAAUUUUGAGAACAAAAAUGGAUUUAUUCCGUUUUGGAAUAACAAAAUGUGGAAAAAGUGAAGCAUUGUAUUUUGCCAGUAAGAUCAGGCGCGCUGCCAGGAAUUCUGGGCUUCAUGAGAAAAAAAUCGCCUUGAGCCCCUUAUCAACUGAAUUUUUGUCAAUUGUUUAUUUUUUUGGAAUUGUCGUAACUUUCCCCCCACUAUACGGCGCCCCUGAAUGAGGUUACUCUGCAUCUAGUUAAACACAAUGUAAGUAUGGAGUACUAGGUUGUAUCAUUCACAAUCGUUUUUUCUCUGAUUUUUAAAAGAAGGAACAUUAUUAAAAAUAUCUCCUGCAAAAAUGUAAUCCAACCUUUUAAUCAUUAUUGGGAGCCUAUUCCAUGUCAUGACAGAUCAAUACCUAACCUGAAAGUUAAUCACCAGUUUAAAUUUGUGUUAGAGUUCGUCCAUCCUCGAUCCUUCUAAUCUUUAACACAAAUAUGAAGAACAACAUGCUUCAUAACGAUGUGGCGUAUUGUCAUCAAUUAACACAACAAUUUUAACCCUCGUAGUUUAUUGUGGACAUCUUCAUCCAUACAGGUAAAUUUUUGCAUGAUUUUUGCCAUAACUUUGGUUGUGUUACUCCGAAUGGAAAUAUUUUUUCCUAAGAGGAUUUUAUUCUCCGGGUUGCGGAGGAGACCCUGCCCCAAGUGGAGGACUUCAAGUACCUCGGAGUCUUGUUCACGAGUGAGGGAAGAGUGGAUCGUGAGAUCGACAGGCGGAUCGGUGCGGCGUCUUCAGUAAUGCGGACUCUGUAUCGUUUCGUUGUGGUGAAGAAGAAGCUGAGCCGGAAGGCAAAGCUCUCAAUUUACCGGUCAAUCUACGUUCCCAUCCUCACCUAUGGUCAUGAGCUUUGGGUUAUGACCGAAAGGACAAGAUCACGGGUACAAGCGGCCGAAAUUAGUUUCCUCCACCGGGUGGCGGGGCUCUCCCUUAGAGAUAGGGUGAGAAGCUCUGCCAUCCGGGGGGAGCUCAAAGUAAAGCCGCUGCUCCUCCACAUGGAAAGGAGCCAGAUGAGGUGGUUCGGGCAUCUGGUCAGGAUGCCACCCGAACGCCUCCCUAGGGAGGUGUUUAGGGCACGUCCGACCGGUAGGAGGCCACGGGGAAGACCCAGGACACAUUGGAAAGACUAUGUCUCCCGGCUGGCCUGGGAACGCGUCGGGAUCCCACGGGAAGAGCUGGACGAAGUGGCUGAGGAGAGGGAAGUCUGGGCUUCCCUGCUUAGGCUGCUGCCCCCGCGACCCAACCUCGGAUCAGCGGAAAAAGAUGGAUGGAGGAUUUUAUUCAUGUUCAAUUUUAGAUUUAGACUUAAACUAAUGAUUCACAAGGGCAAUACCUUUUUCACAAUAGCUCAGUUACAAGAAAAACGAAUAAAAAGAACACUUAAAAGCACUAGAACAUAGGUUCUCAAACUUUUUUCACCACGUACCACCUCAGAAAACACUUGGUUCUCCAAGUACCACCAAUAUAUAUAUAUA
Entelurus aequoreus (snake pipefish) is the source of this 3817-nucleotide messenger RNA. RefSeq names its product RIO kinase 2 (yeast) (gene riok2). Gene Ontology annotation, biological process: maturation of SSU-rRNA; protein phosphorylation. The transcript has 10 exons. Bases 167 to 1720 code for a protein of 517 amino acids. Gene Ontology annotation, cellular component: preribosome, small subunit precursor; cytosol; nucleus. The record is from RefSeq and is a predicted model, not a curated record. Gene Ontology annotation, molecular function: protein serine/threonine kinase activity; ATP binding. Lineage: Eukaryota; Metazoa; Chordata; Actinopteri; Syngnathiformes; Syngnathidae.